Molecule: messenger RNA, 2652 nt
Organism: Penicilliopsis zonata CBS 506.65
Lineage: Eukaryota; Fungi; Ascomycota; Eurotiomycetes; Eurotiales; Aspergillaceae
Exons: 4
Coding region: 1-2652 (883 amino acids)
Source: RefSeq, a predicted model, not a curated record
AUGUCGUCCAGCGUGGAAACUAGAGAGUACGAAGGGGAUACCUUUGAGGAUGCCUCGGAGCUCUCCAGUCAUAUUGCGGAUUCCUUGCCUCACAGCUCUUCCACACGUUCCUUGACAGACCCGACGCCUUCUCCUGGUUCAACGCCCGUGAUCACGGAGCCACCUCCGCUCCCUUCUCCUACCCACGAUAACGAGGAGAGAGAACAUGAACAUGAACAUGAACAUGAGGAUGGCGAUGAAGAGGAGCGGGAAGAAGGCUCAGAAACCGCUAGCAUCGACCUGCCAUCGGAAGCUGAACAGACGCCACGCAAGGCAAAACUGCAAAAGUCGCCGCUGUUGACUGCACACCGUCUGUCAACCACUUCGCUCGAUGAUGUCAAUCUCGCCGGUAACAAAGAUGAUGAGGACUUGGGAAGUCCCGGUCCUGACCUCGACCCGAGCUCACCUCCUCCUCUGCCCUCAAGAGAGUCAUCUCAGUUCCGGGGACUGUCGGGCAACCUCCCUUCGGUUUCAUUCCCCCCUCCACCUGUCAAAGAUCUUCCUACCCCGCCGCCCCCUCCUCCUCCACCAGCUACUCGAAAGCUCACCGGUCCGUUUGCGUGGUUGACAAGAAGCUCGACGAGCGCUAACAGUAUGAAAUCGCCGCCUCCACAAUCUGCUGCGUUUAACGACCGUAGAAACACCGCAGCCUCGGUCUCUACGAUAUCCAGCAGCAAUGUUGAUCUGCUGAGCCGAUUGCAAGACGGGGAAUAUGGGGACAAAAGACCCAGGCGGAAUAGCUUAAAGGACCAGUUUAAAAUGCUGAGGAUGCGGGAUGAAGGUGCACUCUCGGAGAACGACCAGGCAAGCGUUGUCUCGGGUCGAACCAGCAUUGCCCAUUCCGCAGCAGGCAGUCCGCCGAGUAUCCCGGAAGAGACGGCAGAUGGUCUGGCGCCGGCUGCAUCAUCUGGCCUCCAGUCGACGGUCAACCCGAACCUGGCACCAGGAACGGUUUCUGGAAUAUCAACGUCCGCAACCGAUGCCUCUGCUCCUGUCGACUGGGAAUUAUGGCAGCAAGUCGUCAAUCACGGACCCCGGGCCCUGACGGGUGCCAACUCAGAGGAAAUCAAUGCAGCCAUCAAAAGAGGCAUCCCGCAGACCAUUCGGGGAGUGAUCUGGCAAGUGCUGGCGGACAGUCGCAACCUUGAACUGGAAGAGGUCUACCGGGAGUUGGUCGCGCGUGGCACAGACAAGGAGAAGGAGCGUCAACGACAAAAUGGUCAAGCGAAUGGGACAGGGUUCGACAAGGAAUCACUGUCCUCCUCACGCUCCUCUAUUCGGUCCGAUAACUCGGGGUCGGCCACAAAUUCCAACGCUAGUGCCGCGGUAAGCCCUUUUAACGAGCUUGAUGCCGACAAGUUGGUCAAGGAGCAUGCUGCCAACGAGGCUUUGCGGAAGAAGAAAGCCAAGGAGGAUGCAGCAGCUUUGCACAAGCUUGAAAAGACCAUUAGAAGAGAUCUCGGCGCACGUACAAGCUACUCCAAAUACUUCAUCUCCCAAGGGAGCCAGGAAGCCCUCUUUGGUUUGUGCAAGGCUUAUGCACUCUAUGACGAUGCUGUCGGGUAUGCUCAAGGCAUGAACUUCAUUGUAAUGCCGCUACUGUUUAAUACGGAUGAAGCCGAAGCAUUUACUCUUCUCGUCAAGCUGAUGAACAAGUAUGGUCUUCGGGAGAUGUUCAUUCAAGAAAUGCCAGGGCUUCACCGCAGCCUGUACCUGUUUGAGCGUCUACUGGAAGACCUCGAGCCGGCUCUUUACUGCCAUCUCCGCAGACGUGGCGUUCCACCGCAAUUAUAUGCCACUCAAUGGUUCUUGACACUCUUCGCUUAUCGUUUCCCCUUGCAACUAGUCCUGCGAAUCUACGACCUCAUCUUCGAAGAAGGCCUGGAGAGUACGAUAUUAAAGUUUGCAGUUGCUAUCAUGCAGCGGAAUGCCGAGGCGCUCCUUGGAAUGAAGGAUAUGAGUCCUCUAACAACAUUUUUGAAAGAGCGAAUCUUCGACGUGUACAUCGACAAACAACCAUCAGCCUCUUCGAUUCUCGAGUCUGGCUUUUUUGGCAGUUCCGGCGCUGCGGACAAGGAGGUGUAUCGCGCUGAUAUCAUGGUUCAGGACGCCUGCUCCAUCCCCCUUACCAAAGAGAUGAUCAAGUCGUACACUGCCGAGUGGGAAGAAAAGGUUCGAACGGAAAGGGAGCGCGAGCAGGAGCUAGAAGGGCUGAAGCACACGGUUGGGAUGCAGGCGUCCAAGAUUCGAACCCUUGAAGAGCGGACAGAGGCAUCUGACAAGGAACAUGUUCAACUGGCCUCGGAGUUGGUUCGCGUCAAGGUGGAGAAUGAAGAACUGCAAGAUCUCACUGAUGCGCUGAAAAUGCAGGUCAAGGAGCUCAAGAUUGUCGUGGACAAGCAACCGGCCGAGGUGGAAGAGAAGCUCCGUACAGAGAUGGACCGGAUCAUGCAGCGGAACCUCGAAGUGCAAAACGAGAAUAGGGCCAUGGAAGAGCAGAUGGCCGAGAUGGAGAAAGAACUUGUCGAGGCAAAGAUGCGAUGGGCUGAGAUCUCUGAGAAUCACGAAGCAUUGAAGCAAAAGUGGAGUGAUCUUCGCAAAGCCCUCGAUUGA